AACAUGAGAGCCAAGCCAGGUCAGCUACGGGAGAGUCUUGGACAAGACGGACACCUUGAACGGAACAACUUCAGCACACCCGAUGGAAACUUUCGAGAAUCAACUUCAAACGUGGCCCUGUAAACCCCCGACGAUAUGAUGAAAAUCCCGAACUACCAUCGCUCAACCCAGGUUCACCACACCCCAAACUUGCAUAACAACCUGAUUCCAGCUCAGGUUAUCAACGGUAUGCUAAGUAAGGGCAUUCAGCUGCCGUCGCGGCGAACGUGGUCACGGGAUUGGCUGGCUGUCACAGCUGCCCAGGCUCAUACUGUCGGUCUUCAGACUCGAGCAUCCGCCAACAUCCCCCCUACCUGGGGCCAUAGCAGCCAACCUGAUUUGAUCACUGCAUCGACACCACUCAGUGCCCGUCGCUCCUCUACCUCUAAUCUUCACGACAUACUCUACCAUCACAGCUUGACGGACAAUUUUCUGAGCGGGCCUACAGCUUUAUUUUCCACUCCGAGUCGCUCCCACGAUGUGACGACAAUCGAUGCGCGACGGGUCACCAUUUACGGGGCUUUCGAACCCAGCGGUCAGCACCUGGGCACAGCAUCACAGACGCUCCAAAAAGCUGAACCAAUGCCCCCCCCGCGUCGGCUACGGAAGCAUUCACCACCAUAG
Messenger RNA from Neurospora tetrasperma FGSC 2508, 663 nucleotides. RefSeq lists its product as uncharacterized. The coding region runs from base 136 to 663 and encodes 175 amino acids. The record is from RefSeq and is a predicted model, not a curated record. The transcript has 2 exons. NCBI's taxonomy places the organism in Eukaryota, Fungi, Ascomycota, Sordariomycetes, Sordariales, Sordariaceae.